Siniperca chuatsi (mandarin fish) is the source of this 2652-nucleotide messenger RNA. It is a transcript of the gene rcn1, whose product is annotated as reticulocalbin 1, EF-hand calcium binding domain. The transcript is spliced from 6 exons. NCBI's taxonomy places the organism in Eukaryota, Metazoa, Chordata, Actinopteri, Centrarchiformes, Sinipercidae. The record is from RefSeq and is a predicted model, not a curated record. Gene Ontology annotation, molecular function: calcium ion binding. Bases 286 to 1251 code for a protein of 321 amino acids. Gene Ontology annotation, cellular component: endoplasmic reticulum.
UUCCUCAGGAAAUUGGACAGGAUUGCCUAAAACCGUUUCAGUGGAGACGGUACGUGUUGUCAGUGGACCUGUCCGCAGGUUCAGGUGCUCUUUGCAGGGUUUGGUUGUUGGAUGAAGCUGCAACAUUGUUGCGUACCGCUGCUGAAGAGAGGAAGAAAGGUUAGUGCGUGUCGGCAAGCUGUGAAAGUGGCCACAUAGCCGCUUGCUUAUUGUGCACUGUAGUAUCACAGGCCUGUUCAGAAACAACUGUUCUGGCCUCAGAGAAGCCAGCUUCAUCCCUGACUGAUGGACGCUUUCGGCUUCGUGUACGCCGUGCUUCUGUUCGCCGUCGUGGUGCACGGCAAGCCAACGUUAAGAAAGGAGAGAGUUCUUCAUCACGACCCAGAACUGAGCAGGCAAGCCCACGAAGAUAAUAAAAGCUUCCAGUACGACCAUGAGGCCUUUCUUGGCAAAGAGGAAGCCAGAACAUUUGAUCAGCUCACCCCCGAGGAGAGCAAGGACAGGCUUGGUAAAAUAGUGGACCGGAUAGACAGCGACGCUGAUGGUUACAUCACCACACCCGAACUCAAGGCUUGGAUCAAACGUGUACAGAAGCGUUACGUAUAUGAGAAUGUGGCAAAGGUGUGGACAGAUUAUGACCUGAACAAAGACAACAAGAUUUCAUGGGAUGAGUACAAGCAAGCCACAUAUGGAUACUACCUCGCCAACCCAGAGGAGUUUGAGGAUGCAACAGACCAGUUCAGCUUCAAGAAGAUGCUUCCUCGUGAUGAGAGGAGGUUUAAAACAGCUGAUCUGAAUGGGGACCUGGCAGCAGACAGAGAGGAGUUCACGUCCUUUCUCCACCCUGAGGAGUUUGAACACAUGAAGGAUAUUGUGGUUCUGGAAACCCUGGAGGACAUUGACAAGAACGGCGACGGACACGUGGAUGAAGAUGAGUAUAUUGCCGACAUGUUUGCUCAUGAGGACGGGGGUCCAGAGCCGGACUGGGUCAAGACUGAGAGGGAACAGUUCUCUGACUUCCGAGACUUGAACAAAGAUGGUAAGAUGGACCAGGACGAAAUCCGCCACUGGAUUAUGCCACAAGACUACGACCAUGCCCAAGCUGAGGCCAGACAUCUGGUGUACGAGUCUGACCAGGACAAGGACCAAAUGCUGACCAAAGAGGAGAUCCUUGAAAACUGGAACAUGUUUGUGGGAAGUCAGGCCACCAACUACGGAGAGGACCUCACCAAGAACCAUGAUGAGCUCUGAGCUCUCUGUGUGUGUGUGUGUGUGUGUGUGUGUGUGUGUGUGUGUGUGUGUGUGUGUGUGUGUGUGUGUGUGUGUGUGUGUGUGUGUGUGUGUGUGUGUGUGUGUGUGUGUGUGUGUGUGUGUGUGUGUGUGUGUGUGUGUGUGUGCGGAGGGUUGUUGAACAUCUUUGUCUUCAAAGACAGAAUCACAGACUCUUGCACCUCCUGCCACCACCAUUCCAUCCUUUCCUCGUAAAUAGCAGGACAGAUGUCAGUGUGUUCGAUUGUAAACCAACACUGUAGAUACCAAAUACGAGGAGGGAUGAGGGUCAGUCCUACCACUAACACAAAGGGUCCAUCUCUGGUUUUAUAUCAACAGUUCUGUUUCUGACAUUCAGGAGCAAAGCCAGACCCAGUGGACCUACUUUCCACCUUUCGAUGGUGCCUUCCAGCCGCAUUGCUGGCUUCGCUGCCUCAGAUCUGUGCGGAUAGUCUUCAAUAAAACCUGUCAAAGCUGAAUGCCGAGCUUGACGUGAAGUGUUAAAUACAGGAACGUUUUUUGAUAGCAAUGUUAAUGUGAAACUACAGUGCAGAACAUUUAUUCUGAUUUUUAUUUAUUUAUCGAAUAUCUUCUGAAUCCUAGGUUUGAGAGGAAUACAGUUUUCAACUUCAGAUCUUUUUUUAAAAUAAGACACAAACUAUGUUUCUUUGUUUACAGUUUUCCUGGCCAAAUAAUUUUAAUGUUGUUUUUUUGUUUGGAUUAGUGCUUAAAGAACUCUUAAUUAACUGAUGUUUAAUGGCAUGGUUUUUGCACGCGUUUGGUUUUAGUGUAGCUUGUGAAAGAUUUUUUUUUUCAGACUUAGUUUGAAAUGUAUUUAUUGGUAUACUUAAGGCCAACAGUAUGCUCCAUGUUAAAUUUUAUUGACAUUUGCUGAUGUUAUAUUUGAGCUUUAUUACAGCCGUCUAAUUUAAUUAACGUUGAAAGUUUCCUUUCCUCACAUGACUCCUAACUUCCUGUUACAUCACUCCGAAGUCAUCUUCUGUAUCAGACGAACUGAAUUUAUUUCCACUGCAUUUGGUAUCGUAUAUAUCAGCCUAGUGUUUUUGAACAUCAGAAAAUCAUCUUUUGUCUUUUUGAUCAAAUUAUUUGUAUUGGUUAAUGGAUAGCUGGUAUGACAGAUGCAUAGAACUAUGCAACUCAUGAAAACAACAAACUAUGACCAGAAGUUGAGGGUCUUUUAGUCAAAUUAAUGUCACUCAAAAUCCUUUAUUCUCCUUUUAAUUUUUUCAGUUGUGUUUUGUUGUCCCAAACCUCAGUUGCAUUAAUAGUCCACAUCACACAUGGGCACAAACAUAUCAACAUGUCUACUUUUCCAUACUGCACAUGCCCACACAUUGUGUCAAAAUAAAAAAGUAUUGUGUA